Molecule: messenger RNA, 720 nt
Organism: Emiliania huxleyi CCMP1516
Lineage: Eukaryota; Haptophyta; Isochrysidales; Noelaerhabdaceae
Exons: 1
Coding region: 1-720 (239 amino acids)
Source: RefSeq, a predicted model, not a curated record
AUGAUCGCCUUCGUAUUCGCGACGCUGGCGCCACCACCUCUCCUCGCCGAUUGCCACACCGACCGCUCCAUCGGAGUCACCUCCUGCGUGCGGCGACUCGGCUCGGCUCGGCUGGUCUGCGUCGUCGCGGCGCCUGACCGUGACACAUGCUCGCGUAGCAGCUGCGCGUCCUUCUGCGCUUGGAGAGACGGCGGCAUCUGGCUGACGCGUGGUGGCGCCGCCGUCGCCGAGCCGCCCUGUGGGCAGCGCUGCCCCGGCGCCACAGCCGCCGCGGACGCAGCAGCGGCGCUGCCAGCUGCAAUUGGCAAAGCCACGGCGGAGAGGCGCUCGCUCGCCUGGUACAGAAAAGAGCCGAAGUGGGCCGGCGGCGUUGUCCGCUGGUUCUACCCGACGGCCGCCCAGAUGGAGAGUCUUGGCAUCCGAAUCGAUGUCGAUGGCAAUCCUACCGGCCAAUGGGCUGCGGAGGAGGCCGGGGUUGGCCACUUCCGCGCCGUGGUGGAGUCUGCGAUGGCGAGCAUCAUGGAGCGGACCUGCGUCUGCUUUCUCGAGGUGGACCCGGACGAGACAAACACGAGCUCGCCAAGGUACAUUGAUCUUCAAAGCGACACCGCUCGGAUCGUCAUCUCGGGCAUGGGAAAUAUUAUUGGCGCCUCGGCGAGCACCUGCGCGGGCGCAGCAACCGUGGGCGCCCACCCUCCGGCCUCCGUCGGGUUAUGGUAA